This is a messenger RNA of Aspergillus costaricaensis CBS 115574, 472 nucleotides long. RefSeq lists its product as uncharacterized. The coding region runs from base 1 to 354 and encodes 117 amino acids. NCBI's taxonomy places the organism in Eukaryota, Fungi, Ascomycota, Eurotiomycetes, Eurotiales, Aspergillaceae. The transcript has a single exon. The record is from RefSeq and is a predicted model, not a curated record.
AUGCCCACACACGCGCACACACGUCUUCCGGAGUGGAGGAUCACGAGCUGGUGCAAUUGGGUCCGAAAGGUUAAAAGGGAGGAAGCAAGGGAGAAAGACAAAGUCACGGUCUGGGUCAGAAGACUCAAUGGCAGCGAGUUGGGGAGAAAGAUGGGGGGGAAAGACAGAGGCGCGUGGUCAUCCGCGUCGAGGGUUCGGCGGUUCCCCUUUGCGGUGAAACUAAGCAACGUCCAGCCUCAUAGCGUGUCUUUCUUCUUCCCUUCCACGCGUCGGCCGCUUUUCAACAUCCACUUUUAUUUACGGCGUUGUGGUUUCUCCGUGGAAGAGGAAAUAGUAACACUCUACACUGAAUGAUUGCCGUUUGGUCGUUUCAUAAUUGGGAGAUUGGUGUUUAAUUUGUCUACACGUGCAAUCCAGGUGUCUCUGCCAUUCUCGGGUUCCACUUCAUCGCGAUCUAAAGAAGAUGCAAGCA